CUGAGGGAGAGAGCGGUGAUUAAUUAACAGGAAAAGUUAAUAUUAUAGAAAAAGAAAAACAUAACUUACCUGGUCGGGAACUGACGGGGGUUUUAUGAGAACUAAGUUACAUCGGUUUUGGUCAGGUUAUUUUGUCCGGUUGGAAGCUCGGUCGGAGCGAGGAUUGGUCGGCCAUGUUUGGCGUGCACAUUCACAGACGGGAUUCAAGAUGGCGAGCCAGACCUAGACCUUCAAUUCAUCUUCUCCAUCGCAUCAGGGAGGUACUAUCCCGCGUGUGGUAAUCCGCUGCCAGAGCGGUAGGAAUAUCAGGAACUAGUAAGAACUGAACAGAACAGAACUGAGAACCGAUUGAAUUAUUAUCUUUUGGACUGAAUCAAACUGAGACUUUUCAUUGAACUGAGUACCUGGAUUUACAUUUGGACCUGAACUUGAAUUUAAAGUGCCAUACUUGAUUUUCAUAUGUUUAUGUCUCUGAAUGUGAUUUGAGUAAUUGUGGUCCACUUUGAUUUAAUUGUGUUUGAAGGCAUUUCCCUACCUGUAAAAGAAAGAAAAAUGAGUUAACUCAGGAGAAAAAUAGAAAUCUUAAAAUAAGUGCAACCUAGGAAAAAGAGACCGGUCUAAUUAACUCAAAUUAGUCUGAUUAAAAUAACUUAGAAUGAACUAAAGAGCAAAAAGAAAGAGUGAUGUACUUUUUAUUUAAUUUUUUAUUUUUUCCCUUUUCCUCCCCAUUUAUAUUUACAUCAUUAUUAAGAAUCUGCAGGGUAUUUUUGGUUUCAUGUACUGUAUUUUAUAUGUGUGUUUUGCAUUCAGUAAAUUGCCGGCCUUUUUCACUUAAAGCAGCGGUCUCUGGUGUUAUUAUUCUUGCUCCCCACUCCUUAGAGCCUAGAACUGGUCCAGUGGCGCAGCUAGUGGUGUGAUACCAGUGCUACAAACUUGGCGAGCCAGCCAGGAGUGGCUUAAAGCAUUUAAACCGGAGACCGUAUAAUAUUAUCAGUGUUAAAGGAGGAGAAGGAAGGGAAAAAAAUGGAUGUCGUUCAAACCAGUAGUGUAAAAAUCCCUAACUCAGUCAUAGUUAGCGGUAUAACCGAUACAGAAGUAGAUGACGAACUAAGUGACUUCCUGAAACAAUAUGGUUCCAUUCAAAGGGUAAUCCCAGUAGAUCCCACUGAACCAGAGUCGGCCAAGCAGGUUAUUGUAGAGUAUGUGUAUGGUAUAGCUAUGCAAUCUCUCUUACCUUCAUUGCCGUACAGGCUUAACAGUAAGACCAAGACUGAUGUCACUUACCACAUCAGAGCCUUAGCCAAUGUUUACACACCUGUAGCUAGCAAAACAGCUACACAGACUUACCUUUCAGAGUUAAAGGACAUUGCAAAACAAACUGGUAAAGACUUUGCAGCUGUCCUCAGAGAAGAGCUCUCUCUCAUCAGUGAGACUGUCGAUCUAGAUCAUUCAGAGUCCCAAGAUGGAGAUGCAGAGCAGAACUCACCUGAUACCCCAGAGCAACAUGCCCCUGAAAAUGUUGCACAGGUAAGCCCUCUGCCCAGUAUGGCCCCGCAGCAGCAUGUUCAACAUCAUUGGUCUCCACCAUUGACACCAUGUAAAGAAAAGACACAGCCCGCUCUGAAACUUUCUGAUGUCAAUCCACCUGACAUACAAAAAGUAAUUGUUGAGCACAUAGUGAGAAAUGAAGACUCUGCUCUGCAGGUGCACACUUCCUUGAGACUCAGACCCUUCUCUGGGCGUGUCCCACGUCCCAACAGUGAAGUGGAUUAUGAGACAUGGCGUUCCAAUGUGGAACUUCUUCUUAAAGAUAUAACACAGUCUGAUCUUUACAAGUCACGAAAGCUUCUUGAAAGUCUCUUAUCAUCCGCCAUUGAUAUUGUGAAAAAAGAAAAACAUAACUUACCUGGUCGGGAACUGACGGGGGUUUUAUGAGAACUAAGUUUUGGUGAGUUUUGUGUUUAUUUUUCUAUAAUAUUAACUUUUCCUGUUAAUUAAUCACCGCUCUUUUCCUCCGAUUCCUCCUCUGCUCUCUCCCUCAGUUCUGUGUACUGCAGCGUCACUUAGGCGCCGCGUCUGUAACGCUGGUUCCUUAAAGGAACAGCGACGUUAUUUUCUGUCUACAGACUUUUAACCAACUAUUUGUUCCUAUUUAUGUCAGAUUUUAACAUGGGUUACAUUACACCUAGAUUUCGGGCCUGAACAUUAGUUUUUUACCUGUAAUAAU
Messenger RNA from Xiphophorus couchianus (Monterrey platyfish), 2227 nucleotides. RefSeq lists its product as uncharacterized. The transcript has 2 exons. The record is from RefSeq and is a predicted model, not a curated record. Bases 1024 to 1935 code for a protein of 303 amino acids. Lineage: Eukaryota; Metazoa; Chordata; Actinopteri; Cyprinodontiformes; Poeciliidae.